AGUACGGAGAGAGCUCAGAUCCAAACGUAGCCCAGUUCUGGGUCCCCCUUUUUCUAAGCCAGCUGGUCUGGCUUAAUAUCACUGUGUUCUUUCACUUUUCUUUUUUAAACUCCUUUUCUUGUUUGAUACAAGGGAUUGACUGAGCAAACCCACAGCUGGAGCUGGUGGGGAACCUUCCAGGUGAAGACAGAGCAAGAAGCACUGGUGCACGCUGACAGCCGGAGAAGAGGAGCCAGUCAGCAGUUUGGGAUUGACAAGUGAGAAUCUGUGAGGACCUGAAAGUCAUUUGAAGGAACCAGAGGAGAAGACAUUUGUGAGGAAAAGCAGCUGAAAAGAAUCACAAAGAUGGGGAGAAAAAAGAUUCAGAUAGCACGGAUCAUGGAUGAACGGAACAGACAUGUGACAUUCACCAAGCGCAAGUUCGGCCUGAUGAAGAAAGCUUAUGAGCUGAGCGUGUUAUGUGACUGUGAGAUCGCCCUCAUCAUCUUCAACAGCACCAACAAGCUGUUUCAGUACGCCAGCACCGACAUGGACAAAGUUCUGCUGAAAUACACCGAGUACAACGAGCCCCACGAGAGCAGGACCAACUCUGACAUCGUGGAUACGCUGCGUAAGAAAGGUUUAAACGGCUGCGACAGCCCUGACAUCGAGGCUGACGACUCUGCUGGCCAGAGCCCAGAGUCCGACGAAAAAUACCGCAAAAUCAACGAAGACAUUGACCUGAUGAUCAACAGACAAAGAAUCUGUGGUCUGCCCCCCUCCAGCUACGAUAUGGGAGUGCCCGUCCCUGGCAAUAGUCCCAGUGGACUGAUGUACUCCCACCCUGGCCUAGGAGGCAGCCUGGGUAACCGCAACCUGCUGCCGAUCUCACACACACACCCUUCACUGCAGAGAAACAGUAUGUCCCCUCAGCGACCCUCCAGCACUGGAAAUGCAGGUCUGAUGGGUUCAGAGCUGCCGAGCACCAUGGUCUCCAGUGUGGGAAAUGGCAGCUACAGCGGCCACUGCUCCUCCCCCGGGCUUCUGUCUCCAGAGGGAGUCUCCAAAAACAUGCAGGAGAAGAGUCCCCUCUCCAUGAGCAUGAACCGUAAGCCUGACCUCCGGACACUGAUGCCCCCCUCCAAUAAGUGCAGCAACAUGCCAGCCAUUUGUGAGGACUUUGACCUCAUGUUGAACCAGAGGAUAAAUCACUCUCAGACGGCUCAGACACUGUCGACUCCUGCGGUCUCCAUUGGGCAGGGAAUGGGCGGGUAUCCGGCUACGCUCUCCUCUUCUUAUGGCACAGAGUUCUCGCUUGGCACCGACUUGUCCCCUCUGUCCGGGUUUGGAGGGUCCGGUCUUGGAUCUGUGAGCUGGCAGCAGCAGAAUCUACAGCACUCGGCACUCGGACACAUGGGGAACAUGUGUCAGAACUCAAACCUAAACCUCACCUCUGCUCAUCAGAAUCUGCAAAUCAAGUCAGAGCCGGCCUCUCCUCCAAGAGACCGUGGCAUUGGCAUGGUUGGCACGGGACUUGGAGGAGGUGUGACCACAGCUGGAUACUCCGCAUCUGGCCGGGGCCCCAGCGAACAGGGCCGCUCCCCCGGUGACAGCGUGUCUAGCUGUGGGAGUUCAUACGACGGCAGUGAGGAGCGUGAGGAUCAUCACAGAAACGACAGCUUCCUUCUCCGGCCUCUGUCUG
Molecule: messenger RNA, 1681 nt
Organism: Monopterus albus (swamp eel)
Lineage: Eukaryota; Metazoa; Chordata; Actinopteri; Synbranchiformes; Synbranchidae
Product: myocyte-specific enhancer factor 2C
Biological process (GO): positive regulation of transcription by RNA polymerase II; heart development; cell differentiation
Molecular function (GO): DNA-binding transcription factor activity, RNA polymerase II-specific; histone deacetylase binding; protein dimerization activity
Source: RefSeq, a predicted model, not a curated record